Pecten maximus is the source of this 2042-nucleotide messenger RNA. RefSeq lists its product as uncharacterized. The transcript has 8 exons. The record is from RefSeq and is a predicted model, not a curated record. NCBI's taxonomy places the organism in Eukaryota, Metazoa, Mollusca, Bivalvia, Pectinida, Pectinidae. Bases 265 to 1326 code for a protein of 353 amino acids.
AUACGGGAACACCGGCUUAUAUAAGCCGCGGUCCAUUUUGAUUGGCUACUGGUGUUGAGCUCAGCCAAUGAGAAAUCUGCACUAUGUUUACAUCCCGACACACGUUCCAACAUGGCUGCCUGAGAGCGAAAAUACGACCUAACGGAAUAACAGAGGCGCUAUAUCUAUCCUGUAACAGCGAACGCCGUCGUACCAACUGCAUACAACGCUUCUAAAGCUGAUAUGGUGAGCACACCUUGAAGACAUCUACAACACAAUAAAAAGAUGCUGUUAAGAAUUUCUACAUCAGUACCAGUACGGUUGCUCCUGACGGGAAAUAAAUGUUUCAACAGAAUUCAAAAUCAUGCAUUAGCAAGAGGACUUGUUUCUAGCUUAGACAAUGAACAAUAUUAUACCUUACCGGUCUCAUUCCAAACCCGAACUCCUGGGGAGAGGAUGACCGUAGAUGUUGGUAUUUGGGAUGUCCGUCCAUUCAAUAUGACACCCCACACUCCACUUGUUUUUGCUGUCCACGGGGAACCUGGAACCUCUCAGGACUUUGAGGUUAUAGGACGAAAACUGGCAGGCCAUAAUAUCAGGGUGGUUGGAUUUGACCUUCCCGGAAAUGGAAAAAGCAGACUUCUUAGACAGGAUAUAUACCGCCUUGACUACAGCACAGAAGGGAAAUAUCACAUGCUGACUACCAUACUGGAUGCCUUGGCAAUCACUAGGGUCGAUGUGCUGAUGGGUCAUAGUGCAGGGACCUGGCUGAGCUACAAGGCAGCAUCUGACCUUCAUCUUGUCAAAUCAUCUGUUUUUCUAAACCCUCUUGCAAAACGACAACAUCGAAGUCUCCGUCCAUUUGUGGCUAUCAAAAUGUUAGCAGCAAUCCUGAGGAACUCAUAUCUCCACUCAGCAGUUUACAAAUGUCUUCCAUUCAUUUACAAGAUUUUUGGAUUUGUGGUGCAUGAAGAAGUAUUUGCAUCACUCCCCAUAGCUGUGGAAAGUGCAAGAUAUGCUGAUUUUAACAAGAUGCAGGCCUAUGCUGAAUCUGCUGCCUGUAAGAAACACCCAUUUGUUAUGGCGAUUACUCGGAAUGAUAAGAUUGCAGAGUGGAACUUUUCCAUGGAGAUGGCACAUCAUAUGGGAAUCGAGGAAGGGGAGAUAACCGAGUACAGAGGCGACUCUGUCACUAUUGGCGAUUCUGUAGGGAAAUAUGAUAAUAGCUGCUAUAGGCGAGUCCUCUUGUUUGAGAGAGGAGGCCAUUUAGUACACAAAGCCCACGAGACAGAAAUCAUCAAACAAAUACUCCUGCUUUUGAAAGUUGUCUGUAACCAUGAUUCUUGACUCCAUAUCACCCUCUAGUAUUUUAUAGAGACUGUUCGUAGACACUUUUACAACAUUAAUUGUGCCAUAAACUUUUGUCUUGAAACAAUCAAAAUGUUUGAAGAUUCCUGGACCAGAUGGUUUGCCAUAUGUUUUUGUCUUGAAACAAUCAAAUUGUUUGAAGAUUCCUGGACUGGAUCUUAUGCCAUAAGUUUUUGUAUUGAAACAGUCAAAUUGUCCGGAGAUUUCUGAACAGGAUAGUAUGCCAUAACUUUUUGUCUUCUUUUUUUAACAAGAUCUUAUAUUUAACAUUCAUCAUAGUUAUAAGUGUAUUUCAGCUUAUUAGGAAACGGGCAUCAUUAAAAAAAAUCUUCAAUUUGCAAAAGAUAAUUUUUAUAUUUGUAAAUAAUAAUUUUGGUUUCCUGGUUUAAACUUAAAGUUUUAAUAUAAGUUACUAUUUCAUGUAUGGCAUGUAAUCGCUUUAUUGUUUGUACAUUACAUGUAUUUGAUACAUUUUUGACAGUUUUAAAUAUUACUUGUUAUAUUGUUAAUAACUUGCAUAGCUUUAAUUCUUGUUGAAGUAGGCAGGUAACCGUAAGAAAGUCAGGGUUGUGACCACAUAUCAACUUAAUUGAGAUAGACCUAUACAAUAAACCAUUAACAUUUGUUACAGUCAGCCAUGUUUUAUUAUCUUUUAUAUAUUUAUAUGUUUUAAUAAACAGAAUGUUCAUUAUUCA